This is a messenger RNA of Penicillium lagena, 789 nucleotides long. Its product is annotated as Translation elongation/initiation factor/Ribosomal beta-barrel. Gene Ontology annotation, molecular function: ATP binding; alanine-tRNA ligase activity; Ser-tRNA(Ala) deacylase activity. The transcript has 2 exons. NCBI's taxonomy places the organism in Eukaryota, Fungi, Ascomycota, Eurotiomycetes, Eurotiales, Aspergillaceae. The coding region runs from base 1 to 789 and encodes 262 amino acids. Gene Ontology annotation, biological process: alanyl-tRNA aminoacylation; regulation of translational fidelity. The record is from RefSeq and is a predicted model, not a curated record.
AUGAAAACCGAAGCUGUAUAUCUAAACGACAGCACUCUGCGCACCCUGAAUACAGAGGUCGAGUCCUGCCAGGCCAUUUCCUCACUCCCAGGGACUGAGCAAGCCCUAGCUAAGAAUGUGGCUCCCGAGCACAGCGUGCUCACCACGCACAAGACGAUCUUCUACCCCCAAGGAGGCGGGCAGCCCAGUGACAUUGGCUUCAUCGAGCCGGCGGACAGCGAGUCCAGCCGGUUCAAAGUGUCGCUCGUUCGCAAGACACGCGAGGGCAAGAUUUUGCAUUUUGGCGAGUUGAUCGAUGAUGCCCACUCUUCGUCCCCAUUUACUGCAGGCGCGGCUGUCGUUCAGAAGAUCGAUUCUCCGACGCGGAACUAUCAUACCCGUCUGCAUUCGGCGGGACAUAUCGUCGGAGUAGCGAUGCAGCUUCUCUUUCCGGAUAUGAAGAAAGUCAAGGCCAACCAUGCACCCCGUGAGGCGGCAAUGGAAUACGAGGGUCUCCUGUAUAACGAGCACAAACCCAUCAUCCAAGAGAAAGUCGACGAGCUGGUGCGCCAGGACCUUCCGAUUCUGAUUUCCUGGUCUGAGGCUACAGACCUGCAGACGGAUGAUACGCAAGAUGCGCGAGAUGGGCCGAUUCGUGUCGCAAGUAUCGGGGGGCUUGAUCAUAACCCCUGUGGUGGGACGCAUGUGGCAAGCACGAAUAUGGUGGGAGCGAUUACGAUUCGAAAGAUUAGUCGGCAAAAGGGGGUGAGUCGGGUUGCUUAUGAGGUACCUUUAGAAAAGCAGGAAUAG